AUGCCUUCAAGAAAACCUAGCAAGUACGGAAACAAAUUUCGAUCAGGCGCCGCAUCCUCGAACCCGAAACGGACAAAGACUGUCGAAUUCUCCUCUCUCCGGUCGACAGAAGCAACCUCCCAAGAUGAGAAAUUCGAGGCGAUUCGGCUGGCCAACAGCAUCGACGAGAACCUGGGCUUCCCGCGGUUUGAGUCUGGUGAAAAGAGAGUCGGCUGGCUCAUCAACAUGCAUAGCACCUCGAUAGAAGAUCCAAACGUCCCCGGAGGCCGUGCUGGUGUGGAUUUUUAUUUCCUUGAGGAUGGGGGUGGAAGUUUCAAAGCAACCGUUGAAUAUGAUCCGUACUUUCUCAUCGCCGUGAAGAAAGGCCGCGAACAAGAAGUCGAGGAAUGGUGCAGAAGGAUGUUCGAAGGACUUGUGAAGAAAGUCAAAAGAGUCGAGAGGGAGGACCUCAAUUUGCCAAACCAUUUGCUUGGGCUUCGGAGGACAUUUCUGCAACUGAACUUUGCCAACGUGAGCCAUUUGCUGGAAGUUCGGAGGACCCUGCUGCCACUCGCGGAAAAGAAUAAAAAAACCGUCAAUGUGAUGGAUACUUACGCUGAGAUGUCCAGCAUGAACGCUGGAUUUGAUCUCUUUGAUGACGAAUUAAUUAAUGAGCCACGAUCUAACGGCAAUAUGAAUGCAAGCGAUUUUAUUAUUGAUAUUCGAGAAUAUGAUGUCCCUUACCAUGUCAGAGUGUCAAUUGACAAAGAUAUCCGUAUAGGGAAAUGGUACACUGUAGACGCAAAGCACGGCGUCAUUUCAUUGUCUUGCAUAGAGGAACGACUGCAGCGUGCCGAUCCUGUUGUACUUGCGUUCGAUAUUGAAACGACAAAACUACCGCUCAAGUUUCCGGAUUCUGUCAUUGACCAGAUUAUGAUGAUUUCGUAUAUGAUUGAUGGCCAAGGUUUCUUGAUCACAAAUCGUGAGAUAGUCUCCGAAGAUAUCAGCGAUUUCGAGUAUACACCAAAGCCUGAGUACAGUGGACCGUUUAUGAUUUUCAACGAGCCUAAUGAAAGAGGUGUUUUGGAGCGGUUUUUCGAGCACAUCAAAGAGGCCAAACCAACGGUCAUUGCCACAUAUAACGGUGACUUUUUCGAUUGGCCUUUCGUUGAGGCCAGAGCAAGUGUCCUGGGAAUCGACAUGUACACCGAAAUUGGGUUUCGAAAGAACAGCGAAGACAUUUACCAAAGUGACAACUGCGUACAUAUGGAUUGUUUCGCUUGGGUCAACCGUGACAGUUACCUUCCCCAAGGAAGUCGUGGUUUAAAAGCUGUUACAGUCGCAAAACUUGGCUACGACCCCGACGAACUCGACCCCGAACUCAUGACACCGUAUGCAAGUGAACGCCCACAGACUCUCGCUGAAUACUCCGUUUCAGAUGCUGUCGCCACAUAUUACUUGUAUAUGAAAUAUGUACACCCUUUCAUCUUCUCGCUAUGCACGAUUCUCCCUAUUAAUCCCGAUGACACACUGCGGAAAGGAACCGGAACACUCUGUGAGAUGCUUCUGAUGGUGCAAGCAUACAAAGGAGAGAUCAUCCUGCCGAACAAACACAAAGAUCCUACAGAAGCCUUCUAUGAGGGUCACCUGCUUGAAUCGGAGACUUAUGUUGGUGGUCACGUCGAGAGUAUAGAAGCUGGUGUAUUCCGCAGUGAUAUCCCCGUUACUUUCAAUGUCGAUCCUACUGCCAUCGACGAGCUUGUGAGAGAUCUUGAUGCAGCUUUGAAAUUCAGUAUCGAGGUUGAAGAAAAGAAGUCAAUGGACGAUGUCGUUAACUACGAUGAAGUAAAGGGCCAGAUCGCAAAGAACUUACUCGACCUAAAGGAGAGACCCCACAGGGACGAGGUGCCUUUUAUCUACCAUUUGGACGUCGCAUCCAUGUAUCCGAACAUCAUGAUUACGAAUCGAUUGCAGCCGGACUCAAUGAUUCAAGAGUCGAACUGCGCCUCCUGUGAUUUCAACCGACCCGGGAAAACAUGCGACAGACGAAUGCCAUGGGCAUGGCGAGGUGAAUUCCUUCCUGCCAAGCGUGACGAAUACAAUAUGAUUCGGCAAGCAGUUGCAAAUGAACGUUUUCCUGGAAAGACGAAGCUCAGCCCGAUGAGGGCAUUCGCUGAUAUGAGUAUCGAGGAACAAGCCUCUAUUGUCAAGAAAAGACUUCAAGAUUACAGUAAGAAGAUCUACCACAAAAUUCACGACAGCAAGACAAUGGAGCGGGAAGCCAUUAUCUGUCAGCGAGAGAAUCCAUUCUAUGUCGAUACCGUGCGAGAUUUCCGAGAUCGACGAUAUGAUUUCAAGGGAAAGCAGAAAGUCUGGAAAAACAAGACCGACUCCCUCAAGUCAUCAGGUGCUCCUGCAGGAGAGGUUGACGAAGCGAAGAAAAUGAUCGUCCUUUAUGACUCUCUUCAACUUGCCCAUAAGGUCAUUCUGAACAGUUUCUACGGUUACGUUAUGAGAAAGGGAUCUCGAUGGUACUCCAUGGAGAUGGCGGGAGUUACAUGUCUUACAGGUGCACACAUCAUUCAAAUGGCGAGAGAGCUCGUCGACCGCAUUGGUCGCCCCCUGGAACUCGAUACCGACGGUAUCUGGUGUAUGCUUCCUGGGAGUUUCCCUGAAAACUUUUCAUUUACGUUGAAAAAUGGCAAGAAGCUUGGGAUUUCAUACCCUUGUGUUAUGCUGAACCAUCUUGUUCACGGAAAGUACACAAACCACCAAUACCAGACCCUUGUCGACCCGGAAAGAUUCAAGUACAAUGUGUAUAGCGAGAACUCCAUUUUCUUCGAAGUCGAUGGACCUUACAGGGCAAUGAUCUUGCCCACUUCUAAGGAGGAAGACAAGAACUUGAAGAAGCGUUAUGCCGUCUUUAACCAUGAUGGCUCUCUGGCUGAACUGAAAGGAUUCGAAGUCAAGCGAAGAGGAGAGUUGAAAUUGAUCAAGAUUUUCCAGACUCAAAUCUUCCGAUUCUUCUUGGAAGGCACGACUCUCGAAGAAACGUAUGCCGCCGUGGCCCGUGUGGCUGACAGAUGGCUGGACGUACUUUACGAGCAUGGAUCGACUCUGGCUGAUGAGGAGCUAAUCGACUUGAUUUCCGAGAACAGGAGUAUGACAAAGACUCUUGAGGAAUAUGGAAAUCAGAAAUCAACUUCAAUCACAACCGCCAGACGAUUGGCAGAAUUCUUGGGCGAGCAAAUGGUCAAGGACAAGGGUCUCAACUGUAAAUACAUUAUAUCUUCAAGGCCAAGGAACACACCUGUCACCGAGAGAGCCAUUCCAGUGACUAUCUUCUCCGCCGAGGAGAAUGUUAAACGGUACUUCUUGCGGAAGUGGCUGAAAGAAGAUCCCGGUGACAUGGACCCUCGAACUGUGAUCGAUUGGGACUACUACCUCGAGCGAUUGGGAUCCGUUGUACAGAAGCUGAUUACAAUCCCGGCUGCUCUUCAGAAGAUCCGCAAUCCGUGCCCCAGAGUGGCCCAUCCAGACUGGUUGCAGCGACGGAUCAACACCAAGGAUGAUAAGUUCAAACAAAAGAAGAUGACAGAUCUCUUUGGCAAGUCGGAGAAGAAUCCGUUGUCUGAUCUAUCAACAAACAUUCUCGAGCAUCGUGUGCAACAUGCUGGUGAUAUGGACGAGGCGAUCGCAGGAUCAACACAGAAACUGAUAUCAUCGCCUAAUAACAAGACUUCACAGAAGAGAAAACUCCCCGAAGGCCUCCCCAAAACCUCGCUUGAUCCUUUUGCGAGUCUACCCGCCAAAAUGCCAUCAAUGACCGAAGAUUAUGAAGGAUUUUUGAAGUACCAGAAGCAAAAGUGGAAGAUCCAGAAACAGGCUCGUGUCCGCCGGCGACAACUUUUCGGAGAGAGGACCAACGUCACUACUGACUCCCUGAGUAAUUUCUUCAGAAACCAAGCCGAACUUCUGUACAUCAAUACCUGGCAAGUUAUACAGCUUUGUGAGACCAGCAGACCCGGAAUCGUGCGAGCCUUUGUUUUGAUCGACCAAAAGAUUCAUGCUCUUACAGUCAAGGUCCCAAGGCAGUUCUUUAUUAACUUGAAGCAAGACUCGCUGCCCGAUGUCGACGUUCCAGACUGCGAAGUCGAAAAGGUCAACCACACACUGCCAAACGGACAUCCUUCAGUCCACCUAUUCCAAUUGUCUCUGUCUGAGGAUACCUUCUUGCAGGAAGCAGAAAAGAUCGAUACUCUCCUGCAACACCCUAGUAUUGAGGGUGUCUAUGAAAAGAGUAUACCAUUGAGUGUACGGGCUGUCAUGAAACUGGGCAGUAUAUGUACUUUUGACGAAGGGCAGCGAGGAGUUCUUGGUGAGGGUUUGGAUAAAGGGUUCGAUCUAUCUGUACUACACCGCACGACAUCUGAGCAGCCCUAUUUGACAAACUCGGGGCUGGUCUACCAUUAUCUGUACCAUGUUGUUUCUGGAGACAGACAAAUAUUUGCGAUUUUCUCGACUGCGAAGAGCGAAGCACACAUUGUCAUUCUGAACCGUACAAGAGAUGUCCAGGGACUACCUAAUGUUGACAAGAUCUAUUUGGAACUCCUUGGCCGCAGGAUGCAAGCCAUGGCAGGGGACCAGUCACAAACUGCGUUUGAGUAUCAGGACAAAAUUCAUUUCAAAACCACCCAGGUGAUGACUAGAAGGAAAGCUCAUUUGGAGGUUGGUGACUUGAUCAAGAAACUAAGAAGCGAAGAAAACCAGCCUGCCAUGCUGGUGAUACAGUCUCAGCAAAGACACCGACUGUGCCAUGAUAUUCCGGUAUUGAACGAGUACCCAAUUCUGCCAGUCAAACCCGAAGUGUCCGAUAUGGAUCUUCCACCUCUCGGCUGGCAGUCCUUCAUCGCGAAGCGGAUUGUUACACACUACUUGUAUCUCGCAUCUUGGAUUCAGCAUAUGAUGCUGUUAGCAAGAUAUGGCGAUGUCCCUCUCUGCAACUUGGAGAGUGAUGACCCACGAUACCUCAUUGACAUAUCAUACGCACGACGACUCCAGCAGAGUAACGUUGUCCUUUGGUGGUCUUCUGGCCCACGGCCCGAUCACGCAGGGUAUGAGAAAGAUGACAUUACAGGUCCUUUGGAGAAGGUGGGCAUGCCGUCAGUCAAUGCACCGAACGCUUAUACCACUGUGUGUAUUGAACUGGAGGUUCGUAAUCUUGCCAUCAACACCAUUCUGACAUCGUCCAUUAUCAAUGAAAUGGAGGGUGCCGAUACGCUUUUGGCACCGUCAGAACCUUCAGUAGAAGCUGGAGGCUCGGGCGUUCUUUACUCAGAGAAAGCGUUUGCCUCUGCUGGUGCCAUUGUCCUGCGGGAGAUGGUGAAGCACUGGUGGACAGAAGCCUGCGAAGGAAACAACAUGGCCGAUAUCAUGGUACAGCAUCUAAUCCGAUGGGUCGAAAGUCCAUCUUCAUGUCUUUAUGAUCGAUCUUUACACCACUACGUGCGGAUGUUGUCGAGGAAAUCCUUCCAGCGACUGAUGGCAGAAUUCAGGCGUGUCGGAUCGAAUAUCAUCUUUGCAAGCUCCACCCGCCUCCUUCUUCAAACAAGCAAGACUGAGGUAGGAAACGCAUACGCCUACAGUCAAUAUGUGUUGAAGUCGAUUCGGGCCAACGCAUCAUUCCACUUCAUUGAUCUUGAGAUCAAGGAGUACUGGGAUUACUUGGUGUGGUAUGACGAGUACAACUACGGAGGCAAAGGGUGCCGGGAAGUCGUUGAAUCGGAUGAUCAGGAGCUGGAAACCGUCAUGCAUUGGCAACUCGGCCGUUUUCUGCCAGUGCCCAUGCAGACCGUCUUCCACGACUGGGUGGUUGAAUAUGUCGAACUGAUGCACGGUCUCAAGCACCCCGAUGGUGAGCUUUCGUCGACUCCUCGGUUGACACAGAUUCCUAUCGGACGCCCCAGUGAUGCGGAGAGCGAUGAAAUCACGUCCGUAUUAACAGAACGCUUCUCGAAGCCACUGAAGAAGCAAAUUUCUGGGCUCAUCCGCCGUCAGCGUGACGAAAUGUUGCACCCGGAACUAGCGUCCGACUACGCUUUCCCAGUCCUACCCGGAGUCCUGGUUGAUCCCAAGAAUGACAAACGUAACCCCGUGCUGGAGCUUGUCAAGCUCCUCAUGCAAGUCUUGAGUCUAUCCAAGAUGACGACUUUGGAGUCCCGACUUCUCCGUCGGGAAUUGCUGGCACUGUUCGAAGUCCGCGAAUUCAGCAAAGAAGGUCGAUUUGAAAACCCCAGCGCAAGUCUGAAGCUUCCAGAACUGACAUGUAACGCUUGCUGUCUAAUCCGAGACUUGGAUCUUUGCAGGGAUGAAGAUGUUCUCCCAGACCCAGGAUCGGAUCCAAGCAAAGCAUCAGCCAAGCCCUGGCGCUGUCCUUUCUGCCAGAGCGAGUAUGAUCGCUUGGCUCAGGAAGAGGUUCUCAUCGGUCAGGUGCACGGCAUGAUUGCCGGGUGGCAGACUCAGGAUCUGAAGUGUUCCAAGUGUGGCGGACUCAAGAUCAGUGAUUUUAUGGAACACUGCUCGUGCAGUGGUGUGUGGGUUGAAACCAUGGACAAGCGGGACGUGGAAAAGAAGCUGCGUGUCCUGGAAAGCGUGGCCAAGUUCCACGGUCUCAAACUACUGGAGGGCGUUGUUGAAGGAGUGCUUGGUCACAUGUAA
This is a messenger RNA of Aspergillus wentii DTO 134E9, 6696 nucleotides long. Its product is annotated as DNA polymerase epsilon catalytic subunit POL2. The coding region runs from base 1 to 6696 and encodes 2231 amino acids. Gene Ontology annotation, cellular component: epsilon DNA polymerase complex; nucleus. Gene Ontology annotation, molecular function: nucleotide binding; single-stranded DNA 3'-5' DNA exonuclease activity; zinc ion binding. The transcript has 3 exons. The record is from RefSeq and is a predicted model, not a curated record. Gene Ontology annotation, biological process: DNA replication proofreading; nucleotide-excision repair, DNA gap filling; leading strand elongation. NCBI's taxonomy places the organism in Eukaryota, Fungi, Ascomycota, Eurotiomycetes, Eurotiales, Aspergillaceae.